Messenger RNA from Mangifera indica (mango), 555 nucleotides. RefSeq names its product cysteine-rich receptor-like protein kinase 24. Gene Ontology annotation, molecular function: protein kinase activity; ATP binding. Lineage: Eukaryota; Viridiplantae; Streptophyta; Magnoliopsida; Sapindales; Anacardiaceae. The record is from RefSeq and is a predicted model, not a curated record. The transcript is spliced from 3 exons. The coding region runs from base 1 to 555 and encodes 184 amino acids. Gene Ontology annotation, biological process: protein phosphorylation.
AUGAAACCCAAAAUAUCAGAUUUUGGAAUGGCUAGAAUAUUUUCAAAGGAUGAUCUUGAAGCAGAGACAAGCCGUAUUGUUGGAACGCUCGAUUAUGUUCCUCCUGAAUAUAUCUAUAAUGGCAAAUACUCAACUAAAUCUGAUGUUUAUAGUUUUGGGGUUCUUCUUUUUCAAAUCAUUAGUGGCAAGAGAAUAUCCUUUUUAUAUGGUCCAAAUGAAAGUCUGAAUCUUUCUGCAUAUGCAUAUGAGUUGUGGAAUGUCGGCAAAGGCAUGGAGUUUAUGGAUGAAUCAUUGAACGAUGCAUAUUCAUAUUGUAAAUUAAUGAGAUGCUUGCAAAUAGGUCUAUUAUGUGUCCAAGAAAAUCCAAUUGAUAGACCAUCCAUGUUGGACGUUUCCACCAUGCUAAAAAAUGUAAACAUAGAUAUGAUGAUUCCGAAGAAGCCUGCUUUUUGCAAACAAGAUCAACCAAAUAAAUCUGUUGUGCAGUUGGAAGGUUUUUCAGGGAGCACUUCAUCAAUUAAUGAUGUAUCAAUUUCAGAUGUGUCAGCUAGAUGA